GACUCUAUCAGCUCACUGUUUCCCUUCAGAUCGGCUGCUUUCACUGGACACUUAAAGCUUUUUACAGUUGGUCUUUAUCUUUGAAUGCUGAUUUGGCGUCCAAGAAAAUAACAUCACCAAAGGGCGAUGAACUCAAACUGCGUUGUGUCGCGAGCAUAGACUGCUCUCUUCUGCCGGGAAACAACGCAGGACGAUGGACGUCACGUGUUUCUGAACUAACCCUGUUAACCAAAGGAAACUGAAGCGAGCCGGAGAGGGAAGAGUUAACCAGUCAGACUCACUGAAGGUUGCUGAAGGGUCAGAGGUCAGAGGUCAGAGGUCAUCAUGCAGAGUAUAAAGUGUGUGGUCGUGGGUGACGGUGCCGUGGGGAAGACCUGCCUCCUCAUUUCCUACACGACCGGAGCGUUCCCCAAAGAGUACAUCCCCACCGUGUUCGACAACUACAGUAGCCAGAUAACGGUGGACAACAGGACCAUCAGUCUGAACCUGUGGGACACGGCGGGUCAGGAGGAGUACGACCGGCUGAGGACGUUGUCCUACCCGCAGACCAACGUCUUCAUCAUCUGCUUCUCCAUCUCGAGCCCCGCCUCCUACGAGAACGUCAAACACAAGUGGCAUCCAGAGGUGUCUCAUCACUGUCCCGGCACUCCCAUCCUCCUGGUCGGCACAAAGAGCGACCUCCGGAACGACGCCGAGACUCAGAGGAAGCUGAAGGAGCAGAACCAGGCGCCCGUCACCCACCAGCAGGGCGCCGCCCUCGCCCGCCAGAUCCACGCCGUGCGCUACCUGGAGUGUUCGGCCCUCAACCAGGACGGCAUAAAGGACGUGUUCGCUGAGUCCGUAAGGGCGUACCUCAACCCGCAGCCAACCGUCACCAAGAGGGCCUGCGUCCUGCUGUAAGGACCGAGCCUUCGACCGAGCCUUCGACCGCCACAGCCCCGGGAACACCGACGGGUUUCAGUGGCGCUCAUUACUGCCUGAGAGACUGUUUGGAAAAUCUAUGAUAAAAAUGUGUUUUUUUUAUGUUUGCUUAGAGUUUUAUCUUUGAAAAGAUAGUUUUGGGCUUUUAUUUUUUAAAUUACGGGGGAAGUUACGGGGCUUAUGGGCCUUUCACACAGAACACGGUUUGCACUCGCCAACACAUCACGGUGCGCCGAACCCAAAUUAGUUUUAACUUUGACCACAACGCAUCGACUCACCGAUGUAUCGCGUUUUUAUUUGUACAAUUUUGAAAUAGAUGUUUUAAUAACAGAAUCAAUAUAUCUGCUUCAUCUGAGUCUAUGUGGAGGUAGAAGGAAGUUAACGCUUUUAUUGUGGUAGUUUGAGUAACGUGACGUCAUAUCCGU
This is a messenger RNA of Sebastes umbrosus (honeycomb rockfish), 1346 nucleotides long. It is a transcript of the gene rhogb, whose product is annotated as ras homolog family member Gb. NCBI's taxonomy places the organism in Eukaryota, Metazoa, Chordata, Actinopteri, Perciformes, Sebastidae. Gene Ontology annotation, molecular function: protein kinase binding; GTPase activity; GTP binding. Gene Ontology annotation, cellular component: cell cortex; cytoskeleton; cell projection. The record is from RefSeq and is a predicted model, not a curated record. The coding region runs from base 325 to 900 and encodes 191 amino acids. The transcript is spliced from 5 exons. Gene Ontology annotation, biological process: small GTPase-mediated signal transduction; cortical cytoskeleton organization; establishment or maintenance of cell polarity.